Protopolystoma xenopodis is the source of this 846-nucleotide messenger RNA. The record is from the annotation of a GenBank genome assembly. NCBI's taxonomy places the organism in Eukaryota, Metazoa, Platyhelminthes, Monogenea, Polystomatidea, Polystomatidae.
AACGGGAUAUACUGGGCGCAAGCCUUUCCUUUUCAUCCACUGGAGUCCAUCCCUUAUACUAUCCAGUUGUCUGAUUCCUCUUCCCAAGUCGGGCUGCCAACAAUUCCAUCAUCAUCGUCUUUACUAUGCCAUAGUGCUCGAGUAACGCUUUCAAAUGGGGGGGAUAGGUCAGCCUGGGUUAUUGCGAUUGCUCUUCCCCUCUUAGAUCCUACCACUCCCGCAGAUCAACAGGACAAACGUCGCCACCGACUACGUCGCUCUCGGCAUCGACUUCGGAUUCGUCCGCUCACUAUAGUUUCAACCACCUUAACCACUUUUACUGGUUUUGCUUAUAGCAGCGCACAAUCAACAGAUACCCGAGCACCAAAGCCAGAUGUUCCCAAUUUCGUUGGUCUUGAGCCUUCGCGUUUAAUUUUACCCCCAGGUGGUUUGCGCGAUAUUGUAAUCGUUCUUCCUCCUGGGCUGGAUGCAGUACGCAUACACUUUUUCCACGGUGAUGAAGUUGUGCGAUCUCGCACGGCUGCUGGAUACUUAAAUUUAGCCUCUUCUUCUGGCACUAUCACUGCUUCGAGUAAGAACCCUGGGACCUACGUUGAAGCUCUCUGUUCAUCCGUCGUAUCUUCUGGCCAGAUGUUAUCGCACCCCGUAUCAAAUCUGCUCCAGCCGAUUUAUGGGUUUCGAUUUGGCGGGCGCCUUCGCACGGCUGAUGUUCUCCAAGCCUUUCCUGAAGAACGUUUGCUCGAGACCAGGAAUGAAUGUGGACAAUUAUCGGCUGACAAAUUGAGUAGGCUAUUCCUUCCAACUCUGUUAUAUCCACCUUUCUUAUUCUUAUAUUUUUACAAUUAA